Molecule: messenger RNA, 2661 nt
Organism: Tripterygium wilfordii
Lineage: Eukaryota; Viridiplantae; Streptophyta; Magnoliopsida; Celastrales; Celastraceae
Product: SNARE-interacting protein KEULE
Exons: 21
Coding region: 398-2386 (662 amino acids)
Biological process (GO): intracellular protein transport; vesicle-mediated transport
Cellular component (GO): secretory granule; plasma membrane
Molecular function (GO): syntaxin binding
Source: RefSeq, a predicted model, not a curated record
AGACGCGGUCGACGAUGACCAAGAGAGGCCCAAUCUCCCAAGACUCCGGUCCUCGCUUAAAUUUCUUUUUUCUUCUUUUUUUUUUCACUCGAAAUUUGAUUUUUUCCGGCCAAUCAUAGUCAACACGUAGAAAACACAAAUUCUUCUUCUUAUUAUUAUUAUUUCUAUAAACCAAUUCAUCAUCUUCAUAAUCAAGUAAUUUGAUUGCCCCUUCCAAAGUUCCAAUAGAGGAAAGAAUUGCCUCUCUCUCUCCGGCACCGGUUCGUCUUUUUGAUCUUCUCUUUUUCUUCCUUUACUUUCCUCUUCAGGCGGUUCUCUUCUGUGAUCGGUCUCGUAUACUCGUAUUUGGAUCCGUCGAUCUGAUAUCUUGUAGAGGGAUUAUUCGCCAAGAUUCACCAUGUCCUCUGAUUCUGACUCGUCGUCGUACGGUGGCGACUACAAGAAUUUCAGGCAAAUCAGCCGUGAAAGAUUAUUGCACGAAAUGCUUCGAUCUGCCAAAACCGGAGACUCAAAGUCAACCUGGAAGGUACUCAUCAUGGACAAACUCACUGUUAAGAUAAUGUCUUACUCGUGCAAGAUGGCUGACAUCACGCAGGAAGGAGUUUCAUUGGUAGAAGAUAUAUACAGACGAAGGCAGCCAUUGCCCUCUAUGGAUGCUAUAUACUUCAUUCAACCAUCGAAAGAGAAUGUUAUCAUGUUCAUGUCGGACAUGGCUGGAAAGUCACAUUUAUAUAAGAAGGCAUUUGUUUUCUUUAGUUCACCGAUUUCAAGGGAGUUGGUUGCUCAUAUCAGGAAGGAUGCAAGUGUUUUACCUCGGAUAGGUGCAUUGAGAGAGAUGAAUUUAGAGUAUUUUGCUAUAGACAGCCAGGGUUUUGUUACUGAUAAUGAUAGGGCUUUAGAAGAGCUUUUUGGGGAUGAGGAGAAUCCUCGGAAAGGCGCUGCAUGCUUGAAUGUGAUGGCUACACGCAUUGCUACAGUUUUUGCUUCAUUAAGGGAAUUUCCUUCUGUUCGCUACCGGGCUGCCAAGUCUCUUGAUCCUACCACGAUGACAACUUUCCGUGAUCUGAUUCCUACUAAGCUUGCUGCUGGAGUUUGGAACUGUUUGAUGCAAUAUAAGAAAAUUCCUGAUUUCCCUCAGACAGAAACAUGUGAUCUGCUCAUCCUUGACAGAUCCGUUGAUCAGAUUGCUCCAAUUAUUCAUGAGUGGACAUAUGAUGCCAUGUGUCGUGAUUUACUGAACAUGGAAGGAAAUAAAUAUGUGCAUGAGGUUCCUGGUAAAGCAGGUGGACCCCCUGAGAAAAAAGAAGUUCUUUUGGAGGAACAUGAUCCAAUUUGGCUUGAGCUUCGACAUGCUCAUAUAGCAUAUGCUAGUGAACGAUUGCAUGAGAAGAUGACCACCUUCAUUACGAAGAACAAAGCUGCCCAAAUACAGCAUGGCCCAAGAGAUGGUGGUCAACUUUCUACGCGAGAGCUGCAGAAGAUGGUUCAAGCAUUACCACAGUACAGUGAACAAAUUGAUAAACUAUCCCUCCAUGUAGAGAUUGCUGGAAAGAUCAAUACAAUUAUCAAGGACUUGGGGCUUCGAGAAAUCGGGCAAAUUGAGCAGGACCUGGUUUUUGGAGAUGCAGGAAUGAAGGACGUUAUUAAAUUUUUUACCUCAAAAGAAGAUGUGACCCGUGAAAAUAAGUUGCGCCUAUUGAUGAUACUUGCAGCAAUUUACCCUGAGAAGUUUGAGGGUGAAAAGGGUCUCAACUUGAUGAAGUUAGCGAAACUACCACCUGAUGACAUGAAUGCAGUAAAUAAUAUGAGGUUGCUUGGACCAGCACCAGAUACCAAAAAAAGUUCCACUGGAGCUUUCUCUCUGAAGUUUGAUAUUCAUAAAAAAAAGCGUGCAACUAGGAAAGAACGUACUGGUGAAGAAGAAACAUGGCAAUUAUCACGUUUUUAUCCUAUUAUAGAGGACCUCAUUGAAAAACUAAGCAAGAGAGAGUUAUCAAAGGAGGAUUAUCCAUGCAUGAAUGACCCCAGUCCAACUUUUCAUGGAACAUCGCAACCUGCAUCAGUACAUCAAGCACCAGUGGCUCAGUCAAUGAGAUCAAGACGGACACCAACAUGGGCUCGACCUCGAAACUCUGAUGAUGGUUAUUCAAGUGAUUCGAUACUAAGACACGCAUCUAGUGAUUUCAAGAAGAUGGGUAAACGUAUUUUUGUGUUCAUUGUUGGUGGAGCCACUAGAUCUGAGCUUAGGGUUUGUCACAAGCUUACGUCUAAGCUUAAUAGGGAAGUAAUUCUAGGCUCAUCCAGUCUGGAUGAUCCUCCGCAAUUCAUUACGAAAUUGAAGCUAUUGACAGCAAAUGAACUCUCAUUGGAUGAUCUCGAGAUCUAGAAGUGUUGGGAUUGGCAGGGAAAUUCUCACUCUUUCAGUCUUCCUCUCCUAUUUGUAUUCAUAGAUAAAGUACAUCCAUUUUUUGAAUGUGUAGAUGUGCCAACUAAUAUUUCUUGGUGGUCACCAUCUGGCCGAGUCCAUCUGAGCAUUUUUGCUUAAUUCAGGCCGUUGCUUUUCUGUUUGCAUUGUAAUACUGGAUCCACUGAGCAAUUCAUGCUGUGUAUAAUAUUACUUGAAUAGAACAGAAAUAAGUGGAAUUUUUUUUUAUUUUUUUA